AGGCGUUUCGCCCCCUCCCGUUCGCUAGACGCCUCUGGACUCGUCCGUGGCGGCGCUGCUACGGCGCCUCGUUCCUACUUCCGCCGGCGCCCGUCCUCCCAGCUCCGCCUCCUCCGCUCCUUUCUGUGCGCAGGCCACCGGGCUCCCUAACCUCCCUCCGUCCGUCGCAUUGCCAAGCCGGCAAGCCGCGGCUAGGGUUUGGGCCCAAAAUCGCCGCCGCCGGUCUAUUCGCCGUCUCUGACCGCUGCACCUCGGCUUGAUCGCCUCCGGCGACCCCAUCUGCACCUCCUCCCUCGGCUCAUUCGGUGUGUUGGGACUUGGGAGAUAUUGUUGCGAAAAGCGAGCAACUUAGACUACGAACGGGAUAUUCUAUUUACCAUCCAUCCAUCCUACUCUCUUCUCUCUAAUGUUGCUGCAGAGAGAAGGGAAGCGGGGAAUCAUCACAGGGGAAGAGAGAGGAGAGGAUGGAGGCGGCAUGGGCUUGUGCGGUAGAUCGAGCCGCCAUCAUGGCUGACUCCGCCAAGCGCUUCUUCCUCUCCUUCCGCCGCCCACCGCAGCAGCAGCCGCCACUGCCGCCACAUCCAAGCCAUAACCCCGUUGAUAUCUUGAAGCGUUUGCAGCGACAAGCAUUUUAUGACAUCAUGCAGCUGAGGGAGAGACAAGAGAAAGUUGAAAGAGUGCUUUCGUUGUUCAAAGCUUCCAAAGUUGGUCCAUUUGCAGAAGAAAGCACUCAUGUCAAGGGUGUUAUCAAUGUCGCUGGAUCACUGUCAAGAGAUAGUUCAGAAGCAGAAUCUGGAAUUAGUUCACGGUUUGUGUUUCAGACCACUGUUCGGAAAAAGGAUUCCCUCUUUGCAGAGCUCAUCACUGAUCAUAGAUACAUGUCUCAAGAAAAUGAUCAUAUUGGGAGCCCUCUUGUAUUGUCAAAGGUGAUGUAUUUGUCAAAUAUCAAUGACUCAUUGUCUGUUGCUGCUGUACCAAUUGGGGCAAGGUGUGAUGAUUUUUCAACCGAUCCAAAUCUCCGAGAGGAACAUUGGCUGACCAGCUUGCGUUCUUCUUUGAGGCCACCUUUGCUGAUUAAAAGUCACAAAUAUGCUGGUGGCCUAAUACUGAGAUCAAAGAACUUUGCUGUUUCUCUUGCUGAGCUGAUUUCAGUAGCUGGGCAGACACUAAAUCCUGGUGAAGCUAGUAGAGUUUUCACAGAAUUCGGGCAAUUUUCAUAUCAGAUGCCUGAUAACAUAAAAUUGACUAUGUCUGCUGCCUGGCAUGGACCAAGUGUGGUUCCUCAGAAGAGGAAACCUACUGCUGGAGGUUGCAUUGAUGUUGAGCUGAAAUUCGAUGAGGACUCCAGAAUCGGGGCUUGGAUUGAGUUCGACAGGAAGUCAAACCCACGGUCACUGAGAUGGGCUCUCACUCUAUCAGAAACCCCGGAGGAUGACCUAGGAUGGGGUUUGAGCUUGAGGAGAGGGACUGAAGCCAAACCACAACGGUUUCAGGUAGUCGGUUUUCUGAAUUUGCAUCUGGGCAAGAAGGCUGCUGUGCAACCUGGUGUCGUGUUCAACAUGGACGGGAGGAGAUGCACACCUGCUCUUGUAUUCCACUCAAGCUGGUCCUUGUGAUUAUGGUGUAGGAAACUUUUGGUAGAUCAGAGAAUGCAGAAGGAAUUGUUUGUAUAUCAUGUGGAAGAAAAACAAUUCAUUUAUAAGCGCAUGAAGUGUUACUAAAAUGGUAAUGAGAAAUCAAACUUCCAUGACGUACUUUAGCACUUCAUCUGUAUCAAAUCAGUGAAUGUUAUUGAUCCACCAAUGAAAUGUUGGGGUAAGUUAGGGC
This is a messenger RNA of Panicum virgatum (switchgrass), 1827 nucleotides long. RefSeq lists its product as uncharacterized. The record is from RefSeq and is a predicted model, not a curated record. The transcript is spliced from 5 exons. NCBI's taxonomy places the organism in Eukaryota, Viridiplantae, Streptophyta, Magnoliopsida, Poales, Poaceae. The coding region runs from base 465 to 1616 and encodes 383 amino acids.